AUGGCUUCAUUCUUUUCGUCGAAUUACAGGCAAUACAAGAAGGACACAGAAUACAUCGCGGGAUGGCUAGCAGCAACCGCCGAAAAAGUGGGCUACCAGCGCAGUAGCUGUCUAGCUCCUCCACAGUCAACUCCGCAGCCAGCUAAACGACUCAAGGGCAAGGCGAGGAAAGAAGCCCAAAAAGCUGCUGCUGCCUCCGCGAAUACCCCUGCGGAUACCUAUCGCAUCAAUGUUGGAGAGUUUGUGCCCAUGGCAGAAGCCAUUGCGAAGAAAGUCCCCAAGGUCGAGGUCCCUGGAGCGCUCAGCAAACUGUUCGAUCGUGCCAUCCAGGCUCGAGAAAAAGCGGCAACUUGGUUCAAACAAUCGCAUAGCGACACGGUCCUAGACGAGAGCAAUCAGACCCAUGCUCACUUCGUCGAAAUUCUUAGAAAUGCUGCUGACAUCCUUCAGCCGCUGGUUAAGGAGUCUAUGCCUCGUGCUCAAAGGAAGGAGCCAAGUCAAAAGUCCGACGUUGACUCCCUGCGAGAGAUGAAGAAUACUUUCUCCAGUCUCUCGGUUGACCCUGAAAACGCUGCUGAAGAGGCUGAGCCUGAGGAUGAGCUUGGGGAGGAGCCUGCCCCCAGACCAGAUGACUCGAUGGAAUCGCUACCUCCUGUGAACCCUGUUGAAAUCCAGCAAGACGAGUCGGAAAUCGAAUCCGAGUUCUUCUUCGCUAUCCAGUCGUUCAUUACCAACAUACAUGAGCUCCGCGACAUUGUUCAAGAAGUCUGGUUUUCAUACAAGGACGGCAAUGUCGACUUGGUGAACGCUUCUGUCAUCGCGAACACAGCUAUCGACUUGGUGCGGCACGCUGAGUCUGAAUUUGAUUUAACGCUUGUACGCCCAAAGAAGUACCCUCAGAAAAAUUAUCCCGUAUGGGUACUACCAGCUCUUUUGUUGAUCAGUCAGCAUCCGGACAUCAUCGACCCAUCCGAUUUUAUGGACUUCCUGUUUCCCAGUGGCCUUAUGAUGCCUGGCUCUCAUGCGUGCUCACAAGUUUACUGGUGUAUGUGGCCAGUUUACGCCGGCCUAAAAUACUACCUGGAGGCGAUUAGGAUUUCGAAGAAGCCUAAAACAGAUAUUCCCAUCGUUGCGAAAUCUGCUUUUAAUCCAGUCGGUGGCGUCCACAAAGACACCUACCGCACGCUUGAACUGGCCCGGAUGUUCCGACACACUACUUCGCGCCAUGGCGAGACAAUAGCCAUGGACGAAGUAUCUCGCGGUAUGGCGCAUAUGUUCAAACAUCGCCAGAUCCCUAUUUGGACUACUUUCGGAAUACAAAUACUGCUCGACAUACAAGAUAUUCUAACUAAAGACCAUCUGCACGAUCCGUUCGAUGAGCUAAAUGUACGCGUAGAUCGGGAGGUGGCCAUGAAAGAGGCGCUGGAGCGUAGCUGGAUACAACCCUUCCCGACUGAAGGACAUGCAGCGGAUAUUCGAAAAGACAUGGCCACAGACCUUACCUAUACCAAAGCAGUCGCAGAUGACCCAUGCGAAACCCUGAAGCCCAAUCCGAUCCGAUGUGGACUCUUGAUGUACGACGCUUAUUUGCAACUCAACACAUCAGGUUAUCAGCUAGAACGCGCGUUGGGUCAGAUUUGCAUGAUGACACACUUAUACGUUGCUACCAAGCUAUUGCAUCCUGAAAGCCCUGUAUGGCCGGAUAUGGAGUAUCUCAUCCACCAGCAAGACGAAGCGAGGCUUUUCUUCGGUGGUGCCCCCCAGACCCUCGGCGAGUCCCUUCGCAAGGUCUAUCUAAUGGUAGGGCGAACUGCCUCUGAUGCAGCCCGUGAGCCACGAGGCAAGAAGACCUCCAAAACGCUGAAGGAAAUGCGGAAGCUAAGGGACGGCCGUUGGUUACAAGAACCCAGUAUCCUGGCUCCGAUCUUCCUGGAGCGAAGUUUUGGAUGGGCCACUACCGACGCAGCUGUUGACGAUAAAGUCAGACAACUCAACAACACCCUUCGAUCGGAAACAGAGCUGGUCCGCCUAGCCAAAAAGUUCAACAGAGAGCGCGACAUGGUAUGGUGGACACUAGCAAGCCAACGCUGGCGCCCAUACAUUGAAGAGCACUCCGCAAAUGACAACGGCCCUACCGCCCUCCUCCGCGACCUUAUUUACUGGCUUGAAGGCGAUGCCAUGGACCUCUACUUCAGCUGGCAAGCUCUGCAAGACCAAUGCGCAAAAGUUUGGCACCACCUCGAACGCUCCCUCUUUACAGACCCCUCCUGGGACAACAAAUGGAGCCAAGAUCCGCGGAUGGGUAUCUAUAUCCUGGAAGGCGCCGCCGCCGACGAGGAGCACUGGGGCUGCAUAGCAAAAGACGACAAAGCCUUUGCAUCUCCUUUGCGAAAAGCACACGACGCGAUCCAAAAGGUCAUCUUCGAAGUCCAACAAGAACCCCAAACCGCCCUCGGUAUCUUCGACAGAGACCCAAGAACAAGUGCUGACAUCACAACUCGCGGCGGCGACGUCUGCCUCGCACGCCUUGCAAAAGAAAACAAAGACUUCACCCUCUCCAUCGGAAGCGGAACCCACUACGAUCCCCUCGACCUCUACAAGAACUGGCCCCCGGAAAAGUUCCUAUUCUCACACGUCGCCCAAUGCAUUCUCAACUUCGGCCGUGAUAUCAAGGAAGCAGAAGAAAAGAAGGAGGCGGAAGGCAAGCGUGUUUACGAUCCUGAAGAUGGUAAGUAUUAUCGGAUUCAGGAUCACACUUUGGUAUCGGAUGACGAGGACGAUGAUCCUUGUGCUGAUUGUCCAAGGUGUAAGAGGAGGAAGUUUUUGGGGCAUCGGUAUCCGACUUAUGCGGGGCAUCAUGGGGAGGUGGAUCGGGAGUUGUGGGAUGAGGAUAGUGAGCGGUCCACGGAUAGUGAGGAGGAGGGGGCGUAG
Messenger RNA from Alternaria infectoria, 2931 nucleotides. RefSeq lists its product as uncharacterized. Bases 1 to 2931 code for a protein of 976 amino acids. The record is from RefSeq and is a predicted model, not a curated record. The transcript is spliced from 5 exons. NCBI's taxonomy places the organism in Eukaryota, Fungi, Ascomycota, Dothideomycetes, Pleosporales, Pleosporaceae.